UGAAGAGUAGGUGCUGCUGAACUCUAUUUCCCAUGAUCCCGUGCGGUUUUGGCUCUGUUCGCGCACGCGACAUGUCAACAAACACCAAAGUCACACUGGAGUGAAUCCGGGCCGCUGCAGAUAUCACAGUAUGAUCGUAUAUGUGCGGUUUAACUCCAGACAUGGAUUCCCGGUGGAACUGGAACAAGGUGCGAGUGUAGCUGAGCUGAAAGAGACGGUGGGACGUUUACAGGGAGUACAGCCUGAUCGACUGCGGGUCAUCUUUGCUGGACGAGAGCUAUGCAAUGAAUCCACACUUCAGGGCUGCGAUCUCCCCGAGCAGAGCACGGUUCAUGUGGUUCUGCCCCCGUCCACCUCGAGCCAGCACUCUGAGCUGGUCCAGCAGCACAGGCCAGGCAGGGGGAUGGAGAGCUUGACCCGACUCGACCUCAGUGGCUCCCGUCUGACCAGCGUGUCUGAAGGCCUGGCUGUCAUUCUGGAGACAGAUGCGUCCAGACAAGGGAACUCCAUUGGACAUUCAGAAGCUAAAGCCCACAGCAGUUUCUAUGUGUUCUGUAAGACGGUCUGCAAGGCCAUUCAGCCUGGAAAACUACGUGUUCACUGCAGAGACUGCAAACAAGGCACUCUUACUCUCAGCAGGGAGUUCUACCUGAAAUGUGCUGCCCACCCUACCUGUGAUAAUGACACUUCAGCAGCACUGGACUUGAUAAUGCCCAACACACGCAGAGUGCCCUGCAUCGCCUGCACUGACAUCAUGACUCCAGUACUGGUGUUUCAGUGUGCCGAGCGUCACGUGAUCUGCCUGGAGUGCUUCCACCUGUAUUGUGUGACCAGACUCAAUGAGCGACAGUUUAUCCAGGAGCCGCUGGUAGGCUACUCUCUGCCCUGCGCAGCCGGCUGUCCUGAUUCACUCAUUAAAGAGGUUCAUCAUUUCCGAGUCCUGGGAGAGGAGCAGUAUGAGCGCUACCAGCGCUACGCAGCGGAGGAGUGUGUUCUUCAGAUGGGAGGAGUUCUGUGUCCCGCUCCAGGAUGUGGUGCCGGGCUGCUUCCUGUGGAUGAUGGCAGGAGAGUCUGCUGUGAGUUGGGGAAUGGACUCGGCUGUGGGUUUGUGUUUUGCAGGGACUGUAAGGCAGAGUAUCACGAGGGCCCCUGCAGACAGAGGACAAACACAGCAACAGGAAGUGCCCUGCAGGGUUAUAUUGUAGAUGAAGAGGCAGCUCUUCGUGCUCGCUGGGAACAGGCCUCACAGGAGACUAUAGCCGAAACCACUCACCCCUGCCCCAAAUGCCAAGUUCCUGUGGAAAAAGAUGGUGGCUGUAUGCACAUGGUGUGUCCACGUCCGCAGUGUAAGUUUGAAUGGUGCUGGCUCUGUCGUGUGGAGUGGAACAGAGAAUGCAUGGGUAACCACUGGUUCGGAUGAGCCAGAUAUGCUCUCACCAGGAGCUAAACUCUAGCUAAUCAUUAGCAAGUCGAAUCAUUAGCACUGUUGUGAGGUACAUAUCAUGAAAUGCUGCCGACAUUCAAAAGUAUCUAUGGCAACUACACAUAUUUUGAGUGUGAUGGAAUAAAAUUCUAGUGCUAUUAAAAUGU
This is a messenger RNA of Sinocyclocheilus grahami, 1590 nucleotides long. RefSeq names its product E3 ubiquitin-protein ligase parkin (gene prkn). Lineage: Eukaryota; Metazoa; Chordata; Actinopteri; Cypriniformes; Cyprinidae. Gene Ontology annotation, biological process: protein ubiquitination. Gene Ontology annotation, molecular function: zinc ion binding; protein binding; ubiquitin-protein transferase activity. The transcript has 11 exons. Gene Ontology annotation, cellular component: mitochondrion; cytosol. The coding region runs from base 131 to 1420 and encodes 429 amino acids. The record is from RefSeq and is a predicted model, not a curated record.